CAAGCGCUCCCGCAUCCCACAGCUCCCACAGUGCUGCUGUGGAGAGCGCUGAGAGCGGGAGGCCAGCAGGAAUAAAAGGCAGCAGGGCCCCCUCCGUGCCUCACUGCCCACAGGCAGAGUCCCAGGAGCCAGGCAGAGCUCUGGGGUCCCAUUGGAGAGGGCUCUCCCAGCUGGCUCCCACCGAAGGCUGGAUUUGCUGCUCCUCUGCCCCAUCUCCCACACGCGCAGGUGAACGGAUUUGGCACCCACUGCACUCUCAGGCACCCCAGAAGGCUCACCACCACCAUGGCUGCUGGCCUGGAGAAAGCCUGCCACCGGUGCAUAUCUAAAAUUGCCAGCAAUGCAUGCUUUAUAUUUGGGCUCCUUGCUUUCCUUGCCUUACCACUGUCCAUGACUUUUAUAGGAAUGAAGUUUUUGGAAGAUUGCCCAGUUCAGCCACUGAUUCCCUUGUAUCUGUUGGUGGGUGGCGUGAUUGGCAGCUUAAAGGUGACUCUCCUGCUGUACGACUCAACCAGGAUGAGGCAGCUGCUUUCCAAGUCUGUUGUGAUUGAUGAUGAUGAUGAUGACGAGUAUCCCUGGAGGCAGAAUGCUCACAAGUACUACGUCCAUCUAACCCUCAGCCUUUUCCUCUUUCUCUGGUUCAUUCUUGGGAACUACUGGGUUUUUUCUGUGUAUCUGCCAAAUUUCAUCCCACCUUUUCAUCAGCCUCAGGAUUACUGUGACAAAACCCUGUACAUUUUUGCUGUUGGUGUUCUCAUUAUUAGCCAUACUGUUCUGUUUCUCCUUAUCUUCUGUAGCUGCUGCAUAUACUGUUUUUCCAGGCAAAGAUUCUCUUCUGAGGAAGACUAAAUGCUACAUAAAUAAAUCUCCAUGUUUGGGAAAGCGUGUACAACAAAGAACAGGCAAUAAUUCACCCUUGUGUACAUCUUUGUUGUAUGAUAUAUAUGUAUGAUAGCAGUCAACUUCAAGGGGAAAUCAAAAAAUACAGUGCCAUCUGGAAAUAGCUAUGCUGGAAUACAGCAUAGUCUAUGCAAAAAUGCUGCUGCAGGUGCCAGGGUGUACUCCAGCUAACUUUUACAUCCCAUUUUUUAACUCUGGAUGUUUUACCAGGAGGGAGCUCUUGCAGAUGGCAAACUCCUCUAAAACCAGAUCCCCCUUAUGCUGUAUAUAGCACAGUACAUUUUUGCCUAUAAAAGUAGCCAUGUUGUUCUCUUCACUGGGAUCUGAACAUCUCCACACAGUCUUGCUGAGGUUUGCUAUUGUCCCUGAGUUAUAGAUGAGGGAGCUGAGACAAAGGGUUGUACUCAGGCCACUUUGCAAAGCACAUGGACUCUGUGACUCUGACAGUAACUGAGAUGCUCACUAGAGAGCUAUUCAGGCCCCUGUCAGACUGGCCAGUAAGCAGCUGUGAUAGCAAUAGGAGCUUGUAUAAAAUGCAGCCUGAAUAUGGCCUUCAGGUCUCUUCUGAACUUGGACCAGGAAGCAUCUAUAUCUAACUUUGGGGCUAAAGCAGACAGUAUGAAUACAUCCAUAUAUGUCCAAUACGUCCAAAGUGAGCCAAGGCUGCUUUGCAAGUCUUUGGCAGAACAAAGAACUGAGCUACUGAGUGUCAGACUGGUGCUUCAACAGGGCUCAGCAUUCCCCAGUCAGGGGAUACACUUUCUAUAGCAGUAAUUUGUCAAUACCACACUAACACAAAAAUUACUGUCAAACCAUUGUGAUCAAGUUCAUAGAAAAACUGAUAAUGUUACCUUGGUAUUUUGAAUAUAGACCACAACAAUAAGACUUGGGUGGGGAUGUGAGAAUUUCAGGCAGAUGUACUCUCUACAGCAGUUCUCUGGUUGUGGUGUGAAUGUACAUUUGAUUUGUUCAUCUUGGUGCUGUACAUAUGGAAAUCUGUACUUAAUGGACAGAUGCAAUGCAAGCAGUUUUUCAGUCAGCAGCAGCAGCUUUAAAAGCACCAGCAUGCAGAGAGACAAUUUUUUUUUGUGACACGUAAUGGAACAACCCCAGAAGUGGUCCUGGUAAAUUGUUUUUUCAUGUGUUGAUGAAUGCGCUGUAAAAGUGCUCUUUCUGCUUUUGCUCUUAUGCACUUAUGUCAAUGUGGUCAAAAUGGAGGGGCUCCCCUCUGGAUGAGCUUGAGGGUGGCCCAAGGCACAGGAAAAGAUGUGUGUUUUGUGUAUUUUGUCUGUUAAAACCCACACAGCUGAAACUUGUGUUUUAGAGAAAUCCAAAAGGGUUAUAAAAUGCCUGUGAAAAAGUGAGAUAUGUAAAAGAGCUCAACAAUAUGCCACAGCUGAACAGGAUCUGCUCAACCAUCCUUCCUGGGACUGAGCCUGAGAGCAGUGUAACAUCUGUGGGAACCACCUGUCUUCAAACAAGAACACAGAUCUCACCAGCUAUUGUAUAGACAAGCCUGAAUUUGGUUUACAAGGAUUUUAAUUCAGGCCCCAGAUUUAUGAACUGUUUAUUUCCAGAGAACUAAUCUUAGAAAGAAGGUAGGACAAAGAUGAAAUAAUCUGACAUGAGGGCAGCAUCAGUGUAGCAUUCCCCUGCUCUGCUGCAUCCAUUCAGAACAGGUCACAGCCAGGCUGCCCCAUUCAGAAACCCAUGGAAUAGGUAUUACUAUUAUUGCUGGCUUAGGCCAUGCACAGUUUUAUGUAGGGAAAUGGGACCAGUGGAAAUCUUUCCUUUUAUUUGUGGGCCUCAUAUUGGAUCUGGGAAAAAAAUCACUGGCUCUGUUUCCCAAGGAGCUGCUCCACCACACUCUCCACUGCCCCUCACUUUUCUGAAACAUAACUGCUGCCAAUGGUAAAAUGCUACAAUUCCUCUUUCCCACCACAAACAUUACAAUGGCUCACCACUUGGGCUUCAGGAUUUCAGGGUUCAGUUCUGAACUGAUCUAUGGGAUUUUACCUUCAGUGGAGAGCAUCUUUCAUUUGUUAAGAACCCAAAAUGUUUAAGAAAUUGCCUAUCAGAAGGCGUAACUCCAUCCAUCACUCAAAUGCAACAGAGCAGCUGUUUAUCAUUACACAGGAACUUCACCCAGAAGCCUGGAACAGGCAUAAAACCAGAAAAUUAUACUCAGUUGUCAGUGCAAAAGAAAUUUAACAAAAACGUAGCUCCACCCAUAGGUCCCCUGUACAAACUUCCCAGUUGGAAAAUACUGCUAGAAUCACUCUUAAUCACCAGGAAUUAAGGGCUAAUACUCCUGACCUAAGUCUGAAUUGACUGUAGUGACCUCACAGCAAGUGAUGAUGUUCUCCUAUUGGAGCAAAUAAGAGGAGAUUUUAGUUCAGCCCAGAGGAGAAGGGCUGUAAGGUGACAUUGCCUUGUGUUUGCUGUGUGCUUUUGUGAGCAUGGUUACAGCAGCUCAGCAGAUGUGCAAUGAUUUGCCAAACUUCAGCCACACAACAGUAAACCUGAGGCCUCUGCCUCAUUCAUGGAGGCUAAGAUUGACUGAUUGUCUACAGUCUGACAUGGAGGAUUAAUUCUUCAGAUAUGGGAACCCAGGGCAUCCACUGACAUCUUGGGAAAGUGCUGCUAAGUCACUGUGCUAGUGUUCAACACCUGGUUGGUAGAAACACAAAAUUAUAGAGGUUGUAUUAAUGAGGCAAAAGACAUUUUUGAAAUACUUUGAAGUUAUACAAAAUUAACAAAACCAAAACACUUUGCUACAACCAAGAGAGGAAAAUUCUGCACUGAUAAU
Messenger RNA from Melozone crissalis (California towhee), 3709 nucleotides. It is a transcript of the gene TMEM272, whose product is annotated as transmembrane protein 272. The transcript has 5 exons. Bases 286 to 849 code for a protein of 187 amino acids. Lineage: Eukaryota; Metazoa; Chordata; Aves; Passeriformes; Passerellidae. The record is from RefSeq and is a predicted model, not a curated record.